Messenger RNA from Silurus meridionalis, 4602 nucleotides. Its product is annotated as fidgetin. NCBI's taxonomy places the organism in Eukaryota, Metazoa, Chordata, Actinopteri, Siluriformes, Siluridae. The transcript has 3 exons. The record is from RefSeq and is a predicted model, not a curated record. Bases 909 to 2150 code for a protein of 413 amino acids.
GCUGGAAAAUGUAUACCCAAUUAAUCAGUGCGUUGUUAUUUUUUCACUUGAGAAAAUAUUCUCAUAUUUAUAUUCAUAAUCAUGAAUAUCCUGUACAACAUCCACUAGGAAUAUUUCAUCAUUUGCCGUAACAGUAACAACCCAUUUUAGGUCAGUAUAUGAUCAAAUGUUUGUAAAUAUAAAGAGGUGACUGAUAUGAUGAUUUACUUAGUAAUGGUAAAUUUAUAUAAAGAUGUUUUGUUUUUAAUGAAAUUAAAAUAAAUCUAGAUAAAGAACUAAAGGCAUGUUGAGGGUUUGAUACAGAUGUGGUACUAAUGAUUUAUUUGGGCUACUAAAACCUUAAAGAAAUAAACCAGUUUAUACAUUUAUUAAUGAAAUACAGUAGAUAAAGGAACACGUUGAGACCUUAAAAUAAAAAAAAGCCCAUAAUAAAAACAUUUUUCCUCCUAAUGAUGAAAUAGAAAACAUCUGGAAUUGUUGAUGGUGAUGAUGAUGAUGUGGUUGAUGAUGAGGGUGGUGGUGAUGAUGGUGAUGAUGAAAUGACAGCCUCGAGGACUCGCCUAGGGAUGCAUCGAGCAAGAAAUCCGAUCAGCCUCAAGAGCCAUCUCGGACACGAGUUGGCCUGUCCGGCAGGAGCGCAUGCGCAAUGCGCGCCCCGCUGCUUUCCUUUUCCAGCAGCCGCUCGGAAGAGCCGGAAUUCCAACAUGGCAGUGUCGGUGGUGGUGGUGGUGGUGGUCAGUCUCACCCGCAAUAACUUGGAGCGGCUCCAGAACACCAGCGUCUGAGACUGGGACUGGUCGGAGCGGAAGUCCUGCGCGCUUCCCGACGAGCACCGACGGUCGCCAAAAAAUAGAAAAAAAACAAAAAAGAAAAGGAAAAAAGAAAAGCGCGUAACGGCGUGACCGCAUAUGAACAGCGACAUGAUGAGCAGUGUAUAUGGCGUGACAAUGCAGUGGGCCCCUGAGCAGCCGCAGUGGGCAGAGCAGCAUUAUGACAUCACAUCCACCACACGCUCACCAGCACGCAAGUUUGAACAUUUCCGCGGUCAAAGGUUAACCAGUUUAUCUUCGGCCGGCGCGUACCACCAUUCCUGGGCCAACGAUGACAUCUCGGCGUUGACCGCCUCCAACCUGCUAAAAAGAUAUGCGGAACGUUACUCCACCAUUUUGGACCUCCCCUGCGAUAAUGGACUUGUCGGAUACCCAGACCCUAGCAUUUCUGCCAGUGUGAAUGGACCUAGCGUUGUCAACAGAGCGCCGCCUUUGCUUAGCGGGCGGAAACUCGAGGCAGAGCCUUGGCUUGAGAGCGUAUACCCACCACUGGGUUGUGUCCCAGAACUGGUCCCUAAGGCACCAUUGAGUGUCUCAGAAAUGCCCACGAGUGUCGGUAGCCCUCCCGGUGUCGGAGCGGGUAGCUUGCCAGAGCCCAGUUUCUCCAGUAGUAACUGUGGUAGCCAAACAAGUGCACAAGAGUACAGCAGCACCCUCUAUAGUGCCCCUUACUUGCACUCUGUGGGUUCCUAUAAUGGACCACUUCUCCACCCGGUUGCCUCCCAUCCCAACUUAGUGCCAACUUACGGAGCUAACGCCUCACCCAGCCUUCCGACAUAUGGUUACCCAAGCACUGGAUACCCCUAUAGUCCUCCAUCCCCUUCUGCUGCCUGUCUUUCAACCAGCAUUGCACCAGCUACACCUUUACCAGCAUCCAGCAUUAGUGGCUACUCUUACCCAGCUCCCAGUCUGGCUCCAUUACCCGCUAGCAUUGCAGAUAAUGGUUCCCCAAGUUCGGACAGCCUCGGCAAACCCUAUUACUCAGUCGGACCUGGUGACAUAAGAGCAUUUGAGGAGUUCAGUUUUGGUGGUACUUCUAAUUCAGACAGUCCUUCAGCAAGCAGUCCGCUCUACAGGCCAGCAGGAGGAAACGAGGGACAUAAGGGAAACGGAUACGAGCAGGCGAGCGAUGCCACAACUCUACUCUUUAAACCUACCAAUCCCAGUGACUCUCUCCGUAACCUUGAGUCGCUCACUCAAGGAAGCGCUGCAUCUGGACAGUGCUUUGCAGCGACUUCGUGCUCAACCACUUCGUCAAAUCUGUACUCAUCUGCCUCGUUGCACACACACCUCUGCCUUGACACACACACACCUUGCUGAACUUUCACCCUCUGAAGGAGCAUUCAAAGGGAUUUUUGUGUUGGUGUUUUGGCUCUGACGAUGUGCACUGGCACCCCCUGGUGCUCUGGUGGGGGAUAUUACUUGAGCACAGCUAUAGGAGGUUGUACAAUCCAUGGAAGUGUACUCCUUACACAUACUUACACAUGUUGGCUUAAAGUUCGUACUUGCGAUGGGCUGUCCAGAGAGACUGCACUGAGUAAGACGUAGAACUGGGCUCUGUUUGGAGGUGCUGAAUAAAGGACGUAUAGGGGACCACUGGCUGGAGGCACGAUGUGUGACACUAAAUGCAGUACUUUAAGAAACUCUGAGCUCCUUAUGAGGACAAAGACAUGAACGGACAAACAUAACAGUGUUGAUUAGUAGGCAUUUGGAUUAGAUCCUGAGGAACAAGAUUUAUGAAUGUACCAUGUAAGUGUGAGUGAUGAAUACGCAGUAUACUGUAGUGUCAAUGGAAGCUCAAAGGCAGGAUUACCCAUCAUUAGGCUUGAAGCUUCUCCAUGUCAGUUUUGUCAGACAUUUUUUCCUUUCUUUAAAUGCACAGUUUGGCAAGAAAUCUGAUGUGCCCAAUUUCCCACUUACACCAAAUGUAUUCGGAAAGUCGACACCAAUAUAGUUCACCAGAUCGACAAGGCUAAAUUGUAAGCCUAGCUUUAUAAGACAUGGAGAACUUAGGUUUUAUCAUGCUAUGUUACAUAUUACUAAAGCGCCUAAAUGGAAUUGGAAUAACCAAAGAAAACAGCAAAUCGGGGAAGUUUUUCUUUAACCUUUACUCUGUGUUUACGCUAGCAAGCGGCAAUUUUCAGUGUAUGUGCCCACAAAGCCACCAGAAAACAAAUCAACCAACCUACAACAGUUGCACAAGACGGAAAAACGAUUGUCACCAAUUCUUACAAGGGCGAACACUUUGGAGUUACUAGUUCGGAUUCAUUUGAAACUUUGAUUGAUUUCAGAUACACAUAAUGUUUUUAUAUUGAAUGCUACACAGAAUGGAAGAAGAACCAACACACUGGAUUGCCGUUAAUCAUGCGUACCUGUGGCUUGUCACUAAAGGUCGACCGAUUGAAUGGCCGGCCGAUUAAGAUUUUUGGCUUUUAUAAAAUUAAUAUGCGAGCACAUCAGCGAGUAGCUAAAUACAUGCCAGUAGGUGGCAGUAGUCUAUAUUCCGCGUCCAAGAAUGUGAGUUUCUUUUUUGAUAACUGUAUUGUUAGAGAGUCUUUAGCUAGCUGUAGUUUAGGCAACAUGUAGACUAGGGUACCAAACUUGAUUACAAAUGCACUGUUGGAGAGGCUUGUGUCGUUCCGUAUCACUUCUUAUUACUUAACUGUUCGAUUUAAUGAGAUGAAGGAAGGAAAAAUGAAAGUUGGACAAACAUAGUGGACAAAAACAAAAUCGGCAUCAUAUAUCAAACCAUCAGCUGCCUUGAUUUCUAAUUAUCGGCUUCGGGGAACAGAAAAACCCAUAUCGGUCGACCUUUAAUUGUCAUUGUUUUUUCAUUCUCUAUGUCCAGGUGUUAAUUUUCAAAAGAUAAAUAGCAAAUAGAAGUACUUUUGCACCUUUUUUGCCACUCUCACAUCAAGCCGCCAUGUUUUUGAGCUAGCUCUGGUUUGUAUUUGCAUAAGAAAAUAUAACUCUUAAAUGGAAAAAUACCAAAUUCUGGUAAAGAAACAAAGGUCUAGUUUUCUUGAUUUUGCAUAUAUUUAGAAUAGGGAUUGUGGGUGAAGAAGUCUUCUAGUCUUGCAACAUUUCCUCCAUUUUACAACUGAAGAGGAAAAGAAGCAGAUUGUCUGCAUUUGAUUUCCCACCGUGUCAUCACUUCAACUAGUUUCAACUGCGAUUUUCAGAAUUCAAAUUUUACAAUCAUUUCCGCCAGUGUUUAAGGACCCAAAAUGUGUCCAGUGCCUCGGAUCUUCACGUCAAGGGUUUGUCCACGGAUUAAUGAGAUCAAAUCCAGUGUGUUAUUCCAGAUGUGGUUGAACUUGCAGCAUCUCCCAGAUGUUAAGUUGAACUUAAAGCAUACGUGAUCAUGCUCUGAACUUGUAGAGUUCCAGGACUACUCUGUGUGUGGGUGUGUAUAUGUGUGUGUAUUUCAUUAAUCAGAUUCACACUUGCCACAAAACACAAGAUGUCUUCUAGCCAUUCAAAGACCUACAAUAUUCCACAGAUUGUGUAUGUGUGUAAGAGCGAGUGUUUGUGUGUGUGUGUGUGUGUGUGUGUGUGUGUGUGAAAUUGAGCAGGAGAGAUCCUCAGGAAAGAAUUUGUAAAUUUGUACAGUUCCUCAGAUGGUUGUGUUGAGGGUUUGUGCACUAGUGUUUUGUUAAGGCUUUGUGUAUAUCUUAAAAAUAGUGCCACGUUUAUGUCUCUCCAAGCAAGUAGUGCAAACGGAGCUGUUUCGCUGAAUGUACAAAGACAUUAUACAAAGUUGCUACAAAAA